AUGUUUCUUCUCUCUGUUCCACCUGAAAUUACCCUUCUCAUUGCAAAUAAUCUUGAUUCCCUGAAAGAUCUUUCCAGCUUCUCACGAGCUAGCAGGAAGCUGCACAACCUCCUCAUCAAUGAGAUGUACCGACGGAGUGUCCGCUUGGAUGGUGGAUCGGCUCUUUUGUGGUACGCAAGUCGUGGAGACGAACUCGGAAUUCGAAAUAUGCUCCGGGCAGGGGCGAAUGUUAACCUCCGGUCGCCAAAUCGGGCACAGUCGACAGCGCUACUAAAAGCUGUUGCCGCCAAGCAUACCCAUGCUGUACAAAUCCUUCUGGAAAAUGGGGCUUUGCCAGAUGCGGUCGAUGCGAGGUCCAGAAGGCCCUUAGCUCUGGCGACAAAUGGCCGUAGCAAUGUGGACAUCACUAAGCUGCUCCUAGAUCAUGGUGCCAGGGUCAAUUCCGCGGCGCUGGACAAACAUGCCCCACUCCUUGAGGCUGUAAGGUCAAACCAGGAAUGUAAAGUGGAGUUACUUUUGAAACAUGGGGCUGAUUCACACGUUGUGGAAGGCAGGACUGGCAUGAAUCUCCUACAUAUUGCGGCUUGGAAAAACGCUACACCCGGAAUCAUGAAGAGACUCAUAGAUACUGGUAUCCAAGUGGAGUCCCAAGACUAUCGUGGAAGGACGCCUCUUCAAGUAGCAGCUGAACAUUCCUGCACACGUGCUGUGCGCGUGCUACUACAUCUUGGCGCCAAUCCAAACUUCACGGACAUGAGGGAAGGGUGGACUGCAAUUUUCUAUGCUGCAACAAGGCCCAGCAACCCCCGAAAUGACAACAAAACUAUUAUUCAAACACUCGUUAUGCAUGGAUCCGAGCUUGAAUUCAGGAACCCUGAUCAGGCGACACCUCUACUGCAUGCGAUCUCACAGGGUGCAUUCAAACAAGCGCAGGCGCUCAUUGAAUGCGGCGCUAGUAUUAUGGCUAGGAAUGCCCAUGACGAGACCGUUCUUCACCUGGCGGCUUCGUCCUGUUCGUUCUGGUGUUGUCCUCCCAGCAUGAUUGGCUGGCUUGUCACAAGCGGAGCCGAUGUGAACUGGGCCGGCGGCCAGCAUAGAGAAACACCAAUAUUCUACGCUAUCAGUCGAAAUUAUAAGAUCAAAGCUGAGGAAUAUGUCCGAGCUCUGCUGUCGCUUGGAGCCGAUGUUCACUUCCGAAACGACGAUGGGCUCACACCUCUUUCCUUGGCUGUACGCACUGGAUCUAUGGAGUUAACAAAGAUGUUACUUGAACAUGGAGCAUUCCCAAAUACGAGAGACAAGCAAGGCAAAGGUCCUCUGCAUCAUGCUGCUGAAAGUAGGAACGUUCAUAAUAUCGUAAAGCUUCUCCUUCAAAAUGGAGCCGACGUGAACUCUCAGGACAACUUUGGAUACACGCCAUUACAUCGAAUAAUUGCGAAAGAGACGGCAUGGGAAACAGUUGGAGACAUGCUGAAGGCUGGAGCUGAGCGUUGCGUGAUUUCUAAUGAUGGAAAAUUCCCUCACGACAUGGUUCCUGAUGGUCCUUGGGCGGAAACAAAACGCCUCUGGAUCCGGUUCUACAUGCCCAUGGCUCCCUCUACACCGUCCAAUUCUACAUAA
This is a messenger RNA of Penicillium nucicola, 1620 nucleotides long. RefSeq lists its product as uncharacterized. NCBI's taxonomy places the organism in Eukaryota, Fungi, Ascomycota, Eurotiomycetes, Eurotiales, Aspergillaceae. The record is from RefSeq and is a predicted model, not a curated record. The coding region runs from base 1 to 1620 and encodes 539 amino acids. The transcript has a single exon. Gene Ontology annotation, molecular function: protein binding.